Molecule: messenger RNA, 2592 nt
Organism: Mucor velutinosus
Lineage: Eukaryota; Fungi; Mucoromycota; Mucoromycetes; Mucorales; Mucoraceae
Gene: STR3
Product: cystathionine beta-lyase
Exons: 6
Coding region: 1-2592 (863 amino acids)
Biological process (GO): maturation of SSU-rRNA from tricistronic rRNA transcript (SSU-rRNA, 5.8S rRNA, LSU-rRNA); ribosomal small subunit assembly
Cellular component (GO): Pwp2p-containing subcomplex of 90S preribosome; small-subunit processome
Molecular function (GO): protein binding
Source: RefSeq, a predicted model, not a curated record
AUGAAAUCAUCUUACAAGUUUUCCAAUUUAUUAGGCACUGUGUAUACAGGCGCCAAUGUCUUGUUCACACCCGAUGGUAAUUCAGUAUUGAGUCCCGUAGGCAACCGUGUGUCCAUGUUUGAUCUCGUCAACAAUACCUCAUGCACACUUCCUUUUGAAAUGCGCAAAAACAUUGACCGCAUGGCACUUUCACCCAACGGCACAUUAUUAGUUACCGUCGAUAAAGAUGGCAGAGCACUGUUGAUUAAUUUACCUCGUCGAGUUGUACUCCAUCACAUGAACUUUAAAACGAGAGCCAGAGCCAUUCAAUUCAGCCCUGAUGGCAAAUACUUUGCCAUCACAAGCGACAAAACUGUCAACAUUUGGAAAGCACCCGGCCACACUCGAGAAUUCGCACCUUUUGUGCUCUAUUUCACAGCACUCGGUCAUCAUGAUGCCAUAACCAACAUCAACUGGAGUCCUGAUUCCAGAUUCUUCAUCACUAGUUCAAAGGACAUGACAUGCAGAAUUUUUACAGUGGAUAGAUCCAUCGAUUUCGUGCCAGCUUCUCUAUCAGGCCAUCGUGAUUAUAUCGUCAAUGCUUGGUUUUCUGCAGACAUGAAGAAUAUUUACUCUAUCAGCAGAGACGGAUCAUUGUUCCAGUGGAAAAACUCGACAUAUGCUGCCAUGCAUGAGGACUCUGAUACAGAGAUGGUGGAAGUGGAUGAAGAUGGAAACGAGGUUGUUCGUGUGGAUAAGGUCAAGUGGAGAAUUCAAAAGAAAAACUACUUCAACAGCACCAGCAUCAAAGUCACCGAAGCACAGUUCUUUGCUGCCAGCAAUCUCGUUGUAGCUGGCUUUGCUAACGGCUUGUUUGGCAUCUACGAAGUGCCCAAUUUCACCACCAUUCACACUCUGAGUAUUUCGCAAAAGAAGAUUGACACAGUCGCUAUCAACGCUACUGGUGAAUGGCUUGCGUUCGGUUCGGCAGCCCUGGGUCAAUUGUUGGUGUGGGAAUGGCAAUCCGAAACAUAUGUGUUGAAGCAGCAAGGCCAUUAUUACGAUAUCAAUUCAGUCAGCUAUUCAGGCGACGGACAAUCAUUAGCGACUGGUGGCGAUGAUGGUAAAGUCAAGGUGUGGAAUACAGCAAGUGGUUUCUGUUUUGUGACAUUCAGUGAGCACAGCAGUGGUGUCAAUGCUGUUGAGUUUGCUAAACAGGGGCAGGUGCUGUUCUCGGCUAGUUUGGACGGUACGGUGCGUGCAUUUGAUUUGGUGCGUUAUCGUAAUUUCAGAACAUUCACUAGCCCUAAUCCUGUUCAAUUCACUUCUUUGGCCGUUGAUCCUAGUGGUGAAAUUGUCUGCGCUGGUACCAUGGAUACAUUUGAAAUCUACGUGUGGAGUGUACAGACUGGUAAAUUGCUUGAUAUCUUGGCUGGUCAUACAGGCCCCAUCAGUUCAUUGGCUUUCUCACCUACGGGUAUGAUGCUUGUGAGUGGUAGUUGGGAUCAUUCUGCUCGUACCUGGGAUGUAUUUGGUCGCACCAAGAGCAUUGAGCCCCUUGUUCACCAGACAGAAGUAUUGGCUGUGGCAUUCAAGCCCGAUGGCAAGGAGAUCGCUGCUGCCACUUUGGAUGGUAAUAUUACAUUCUGGGACAUUCAAGAAGCAAAUAUUGUUGGCACCAUUGAUGGUCGCAAGGAUAUCAUGGGUGGUCGCAAGAAGGAUGAUCGUACUUCAUCUGAUAAUGCUGCCUCGGGCAAAUGCUUCAACAGCAUCUGCUAUACAGCUGAUGGCACAAGUUUGAUUGGCUCUGGCACCAGCAAAUAUAUCUGUAUUUACGAUGUGGCAAGCUCCUUUUUGAUCAAGAAAUUCACCAUCUCCAAGAACCUUUCACUAGACGGCACUCAAGAAAUGCUCAACUCGAAAUACAUGACAGAAUUCGGCAGUUUGGAAGAGCUGGAAGACGAAGGAUCUGACCGUGAGGAGCGUGUAGACUUUUCUCUACCCGGCACACGAUCCGGCGAUCUCUCUGUUAGAAACACAAGGCCUGAAAUCAAAUCCAAAGCAGUGCGCUUCUCUCCCACAGGCAGAUCAUGGGCUGCUGCGACAACAGAUGGUCUCAUGAUUUACUCCCUAGACGAAGAUAUCCUCUUUGACCCAUUUGAUUUGGAGAUUGAUAUCACACCAGAAACUGUGAUUGAAGCCCUUGGUGAAAAAGAAUACCUCAAGUCGCUCUGUAUGGCAUUCAGAUUGAACGAAAAACCAUUACUACACACUGUAUUCGAAGGCGUUCCUCCAGAUUCUGUGGACCUUGUUGCUCGUAGCAUGCCUGAAAAGUACCUCUUUAAGCUAUUAACAUUUGUGGGUAUGCACAUGGAAACAAGCCCACACAUUGAAUUCCAUUUGUUAUGGGUCACCAGUGUCAUGACAGCUCAUGGAAGAUACCUUCGCGACCACCGUGGUCAAUUCCAGCCAGUGUUUAGAGCGUUGCAUAAGGGUGUGAAUCGUGUCAGAGAUGAUAUUGCUACAUUAUGUGAUUCAAACCAAUAUACACUCAAAUAUCUUCUCAAUCAACAAGCCAUCGCUGCACGCAAAGAAGCUGCCAUGAUAGAAUAA